Messenger RNA from Argiope bruennichi, 632 nucleotides. RefSeq lists its product as uncharacterized. Bases 147 to 533 code for a protein of 128 amino acids. NCBI's taxonomy places the organism in Eukaryota, Metazoa, Arthropoda, Arachnida, Araneae, Araneidae. The transcript has 3 exons. The record is from RefSeq and is a predicted model, not a curated record.
CGAAAACUAUUUAAAGUCCCUUUCCGAAACGCGAUCACGCAUAGCUGUGUGGACCGAUACCUUCUUCUCGUCUGCAGCCGACCACCCCGUUGCCACUGAACUAGUAGUAUCGACAGGAUUUGUGAACCAAUACCAAGAGAUAGAAGAUGAAGCAACUGGCACUUAUCUUUCUGAUGGCCUUCGCCCACUACGCAAGCGCUGAAGGUUACGACAAGCAGAAGCAGGCCGCCAACCAACCGUCUUACCAAGCGGCCUACCAGCCCUACAAUUACCGCCCCUACGGAGUCUCCAGUUACGAUUCUUACAGGAGUAGGCAGGGUCAGUAUCCGAGCACAUCCUACGACCAAGGGGGUCAGCACCUCUUUCUGUCCGGGGGUAUCUACAGACCGUACGACUAUACAGACACCUACAAUCGCGACUACCUGUCCAAUUACUACAAGCCGUACAACUACGACAGCUCCUACUACUACGACGACUCUGCGUCCCGUCACGUGAAAGCUCCUUACCAGCAGUAUGGCGUCCCGGCCUAUUAGAAAGGAAGUUCCGGUGCCAUUUCCAUGUAGGAACGAAACAAACUUCGUGAUAUUCCAAAACUUGUUAUUUUAAAUAAAGUUUGUCUUCAUGUUUUCGAA